This is a messenger RNA of Dichomitus squalens LYAD-421 SS1, 893 nucleotides long. RefSeq names its product Cloroperoxidase (gene HTP4). NCBI's taxonomy places the organism in Eukaryota, Fungi, Basidiomycota, Agaricomycetes, Polyporales, Polyporaceae. The coding region runs from base 1 to 729 and encodes 242 amino acids. The record is from RefSeq and is a predicted model, not a curated record. Gene Ontology annotation, molecular function: peroxidase activity. The transcript is spliced from 2 exons.
AUGCCCGUCAACGAUAGCCAUCCUUAUGUGCCGGCGACUCCUGGUGAUAGCCGCUCUCCUUGCCCCGCUCUGAAUGCACUAGCCAACCAUGGCUACCUCCCUCGCGAUGGACGCAACGUGACUGCCUCGCAGCUGAUUACCGCAAUUGAGCAGCAGUAUAAGCUUGAUGCGGCUUUCACCCAAACACUCGUGUAUGGCGGUUUGGCGAAAUGUGGCCACUGGGAUGGCUUGUCGUGCAAGCUCGACCUUCAUGACCUAGCGAAGCACAACGUCAUCGAACACGACGGCUCCCUGGUCCACGAUGACACUGCCCCGGGAGAGACCUUCGCUCCCACUCGGGUCGACCCCGACCUCCUUCAUCAGCUCCUCGACACCUCCGAUUCAGACUUCCUCACCCUUCACGACCUCUGUCAAGCACAAGUAACGCGCCAAGAUGCUUCGCGGCCGAUAGGCUCUGUGCCCGCCGUCGUAUCGAAAGGCGAGCUCGACCUCAUCUAUGAGGUCUUCGGCAUCGUUCCUGGUUCUAAGGAGGCCUCCGAGACUGCUACGAAUGGAGGCAAGCUUGUGGUGCCAAAGUCAUACCUCAAGCAGUGGCUUGGGCAGGAGAGGCUGCCAGACGGCUGGAAGGGCCCAGUGAAUGCCAUCACGCUCACAUCGCUCGUGUCGCACAUCCACCAGAUUGGUGGGAUCGAGAAGGAGAUCAAGAUGACGGACAAGACUGAUUUGUGAACGUCGCGCGCACGCACACGCUCAUCCUGGGCCAUGGAUUCUCCGCGUUCAUUGGGACCAUAUCCGACACAUCCGUUCAUGUAUCGUAAAUCGCAGCUAUUCUUAACGUAAGCGCGGACUCUCAGGAAGUUAUAGGGACAUCAAUGUGCUUUGAACCAUGCCUU